UGCAACGAGAUCGAGCCCGGACAGGGGAGCGAGCAGGAGGCAUAUUAGCUGCAGCCUGACGCUGCUCUGGGGAUUUAUUGUGCAUAUAAAGCAGAGGAAUAUAUUAUUUAUCGAACAUUUGGGAAUAAAUGCAUCAUCUCUUGGAAUCAAAUCAACAACUAACUUCAUACAUAUGGGAUCACUGUGACUGAGCUGGGACCUAUUGAUAUUUCUUCAGCACAAGUUCCUGGGACUCUGAAAUCUGUCAACAAUGAAUGAAUCUCAGCGCACCCUGCUGUAUCUGAUCAUUACACAUACAGUAUAGUCAAGGGAUCCCUGCAAUGUGUACAUAACGAGGGGUUUCUUGUUUUAGCAGUUUAUUUUUAUCUUUUUUGGGGGCAUUUUUUAUUUUGUCUUCCCUACCUUUUUAUUUAGAUAUUUUUUUUUAUUUAUUUUUUUGCCAUGGCCAAACAGUCACAGGGAGGAUCUGCAGAAGAUCUCAGCAAUACAUCUGAUGAGGAGCUGCAGAGAUGGAACAAGGAUGAUAUUAUCAAGAGGCUAAGGAAAGUGGAAAAUGAGAAAAUGAACUUGAUGGUAGAACAUGGGAACCUGAUGAAGGAUGUGAAUAGGAGGCUGCAGGUCCAUCUGCAUGAGAUUAGGGGUCUGAAGGAAGUCAACCAGAAACUCCAGGAUGAUAACCAAGAGCUGAGGGAGCUUUGUUGUUUUUUGGAUGAUGAUAGGCAAAAGGGCAAGAAGUUAUCCAGGGAAUGGCAGAGGUUUGGCAGACACACUGCUGGUGCAAUGUGGAAGGAGGUUGGAUCUUAUCAGCAGAAGCUGAAGGAACUGGAGGCUAAACAGGAAUCUCUGAUAAGAGAUAACCUGGAGUUAAAGGAAAUUGUCCUUAUGUUGGAUGAGGAGAGAAAUGGGGCAGGAUCAAGGAGCUCUAUUGACAGCCAGACCAGUUUGACCAACUUGAAUGGUGGUUCUAGUACUAGAGAUGUAGGGGAUGGGAGCAGUACCUCUAGCACUGGGAGUGCAGGAAGCCCAGAUCAUCACCACCCCCACCACCUUCACCACCACCACCACCACCCUAAACCUGUGGAGAACAAAUCUGGCACCAUUAGAAGGUCGGUGGAUGACUUGUCAGCCCCCUCUCACCAUAGAAGUAUCCCUAAUGGCCUUAAUGAUUCCUCUUCAAAUUAUAUCCGACAAUUGGAAACCAAAGUCAAGUUUCUCGAGGACGACAAUAAACUGUUGUCACAGCAUUCAAGCUCUGGGGAGUUAAGGACUUUAAGAAAAGGCUUAUCUCCAUACCACUCCGAAUCCCAGCUGUCAUCGAUGCCUCAGUACCAGGAGCCUCUACUAAAUGGUUCUGCAAGAAUAGUGUCUGAACUGUCCUCUACUCCACCUGCUGGCUACAUACCGGUAGUGCAGAAACCAGAAGCUGUUGUCCAUGCAAUAAAGGUUCUUGAAGUCCAUGAAAACCUGGACAGACAGGUUCCGGACAGUUAUGAAGAAGACCUCAGCGAAAAGGAGAAAGCAAUUGUUCGUGAAAUGUGCAAUGUUGUAUGGAGAAAAUUGGGCGACGCAGCAAAUUCGAAACCAUCCAUCCGACAGCAUCUUUCGGGCAACCAGUUCAAGGGGCCUUUGUAGGAUUUAUAAAGGAGUUGUUUUUUAAAAAAAUCAAAGCUGCAUACUGAAAAAGCAAAGGGAUAUUACGCUGCCAUAUUCCUCAGACUGUGAAUAAUGUAAAUAUUGCAGCGGACAUAAGCUUACAUAGACGAUUCAGCACAAUAGACUAUAUAUGUUAUCCAAAAGAUUUACGGUACAUUCUUUGUAUUGUAGUUCACUUACUGUACAUACAACAUAGACAAAAUGACACUAGAAAAACCACACUAACACAUAAAAUACUUUUACCUGUAUUAAUAAAUAUUUGUUUACUGAUAUUAAUGAAUUUUAUAACAACCUACGCAUUGUUGAAAAAUUCGUCUGCACUUUGAUGGACUGAGACCCCGGAGAAUCUAUUCCAACUUUACAGAUCUCAUUAUGGGGCAAAAAAAAAAAGAAAUCUUUCUGGAACACAAGCAAUAUUUUUCUUUGACAAUUCCAAAAUUCCAGGAUCUAUCACUGAGGAUAGCGUUGGAUUAUUUUCAGAAGAUGCCACUUAUUUUAAUGAAAGAUUUUUAUGAUGUUUCAUCGUUAUGCAGGAUUAAUAGUUUUACUCUGCCAGGAACUUUUCUAUUUUCGAUCUUAUAUAUUAAAUCAGAAGAUAAUCGAGUAUAUACACACAGCCAACAGGCAUUGCGGAACAUUGCUGCUGAUACAGCUUUUAUCACAAAAGGAAAAAGAAAAAGUAUAUGAGCUGUUUUUCUUCAAACUAUUGUAUAUAAAUGGAAUUGAAUUAUAUUUUGUUACUGCACUGUAGUAGCUUAUGUUGAGAGAGGAUAUUUUCUGUUCACCCGUCAGGGGAUACAACAAAAAAACCUGUGUAUAUCUAUUUCAAAGUGAGCAAUGAGUUUUAAAGGGAUAGUAAAGACAAAAUUAAACUUCCAUGAUUCAGAUAGAGCAUGCAGUUUUAAACAACUUUCCAAUUUGCAUCUAUUAUCUAAUUUGCCUCAUUGUCUUGUUAUCCUUUGUUGAAAAACAUACCUAAGUAGGCUCAGGAGCCGCAAUGACUGGUGGCUGUACACAAAUACCUUGUGUUAUUGGCUCACCAAAUGGAUGAAGCAAAUUGGAUAAUAAAAGUAAAUUGGAACGUUGUUUAAAAUUGUAUUCUCUAUCUGAAUCAUGAAAGAAAAAAAUUUGGAUUUCAUGUCUGGUGAAGGAGGGCAUUAAUUAAUCGGCAGGGACAAAUAUGCCGCUUUUAUUAACACCACUGACAGGUGGUCACAUAUCAAAGAUUUUCAUUGGAAUAGGACUAGGCAGGAACGUCAUGAGCUCAAAAUGAUCUGAAAAGAAGAAUCUCACUGUUUUCCCCCAGAAAAUCUUUGAUAUCAGAUCACGCAAAGCAGAAUUAUUGUUCAAAAGUAUUUGUUUGUGGUGCUAGCAGCAUUACAAAAUAGCAGUUUCUCUUGUGUAAUUUUUCAAUAAAUAUAGCCAGUGGGUUCUGGUAAUAUACAAA
Messenger RNA from Bombina bombina (fire-bellied toad), 3100 nucleotides. RefSeq names its product coiled-coil domain containing 85C (gene CCDC85C). The record is from RefSeq and is a predicted model, not a curated record. The transcript has 6 exons. Bases 442 to 1632 code for a protein of 396 amino acids. Gene Ontology annotation, cellular component: apical junction complex. Lineage: Eukaryota; Metazoa; Chordata; Amphibia; Anura; Bombinatoridae.